AUGCCACCUAACACUAGGGAAUUCCGUGCCGAGAUCACCAAGACCCAAGUCAUGCAUCCUGGCAUGAAGCUGAAAGACCGACUCAAGCUCAAAUAUCAACCUGGGACCUCGUUUUCCAGUUCAAGUACCAGCAACAGCCAUCAAGUUCAAGGUUCAGGAGAAUCACCUUUCAAGAAUGGGGCCAAUCUUACCCAGGAAUCUUGUCCUUUCUUGGACAACGGUAAACGUUUCAAGCAAGAAUCAUCCGAUCCUCAACUCUUGAAAUCUCCAUCCAAACAGGGUGGGAAGCGCGAAGUCCUGGGCACUGUGACCAACCUACACCACAAGAAGAUGAAGAAGGAGCUUAAUUCAGCUGUGUUUUCCAAAACCAAAAAUUCCGAAAUGUGUUCCAAGAUGUCGAGCGCCAAUCUUGAUGAGUUGGAGUUGCUUCAUGAGCAUGAAGCGCUCUUUGACAAGUUUGUCAAAGAAUGUGGUGUGACCACAAACUACGCCAAAACCCGCAACAUCAUGAUCAAAUCAGGCUACAAAUCGUGGACCGACCUUGUGCCCAGCCUUAAAAUGACUGAGCACACUUUGGUCGAAUGUGUAAUUUGCUCAGACCUUUGUAGUGUCAUGCUUGACAAGUCUCAGGCAAGCCACAACAAAAUUAACAAAAUUCAAAUAUAA
Melampsora larici-populina 98AG31 is the source of this 666-nucleotide messenger RNA. RefSeq lists its product as uncharacterized. The transcript is spliced from 5 exons. Bases 1 to 666 code for a protein of 221 amino acids. NCBI's taxonomy places the organism in Eukaryota, Fungi, Basidiomycota, Pucciniomycetes, Pucciniales, Melampsoraceae. The record is from RefSeq and is a predicted model, not a curated record.